UCGCUGACUCAUAGAAUGUACUCCAAAGAAACUUUGUAUUUUUACAAUUUUUUAAUUAUUGUUGCUUGUUUCAUAAUAUUGAUUUUGCCAUAUAAUUUUUCCCUUUCACUUAAGUAAUUAUAUCCCUUCAUUUGUGACAAGCAUAUAGAACUAUUGGUGUUUGUAAACAAGCAGUGAAAAUUAAUGAAAAUGAUGAUAAACUUGUCUUAAUACAGAACUUUUCUUUAUUAGGAAGAAGUAUCGAUAAACAUGAGUAACAUUUACAUACAAGAACCACCCACUACGGGUAAAGUGAUGAUGAAAACAACAGUUGGUGAUAUUGAUUUAGAAUUAUGGACAAAAGAAGCUCCCAAAGCAUGUAGAAAUUUUAUACAAUUGUGUAUGGAGGGAUAUUAUGAUGAUACUAUUUUUCAUAGAAUUAUUAAAGGGUUUAUAGCACAAGGUGGUGAUCCAACGGGUACAGGUGAAGGAGGUGAAAGUAUAUAUGGACAGCCAUUUAAGGAUGAAUUUCAUACAAGAUUACGUUUCUGCCGGCGUGGUUUGCUUGCUAUGGCUGGUGCUGGCAAAGAUGAUAAUGGUUCUCAGUUUUUUUUUACUUUUGGUCCUACACCAGAAUUGCAGAAUAAGCAUACUAUCUUUGGUAAAGUUACUGGAGAAACUGUAUAUAAUAUGCUAAAACUUGAAGAAGCACUUGUGGAUGAAAAUGAUAGACCUCUUUAUCCUCCAAAAGUUAUAAAGACAGAAAUAUUAAACAAUCCAUUCUCUGAUAUUGUACCAAGAGUAACAACGACAAGUGAAGAAAUAAAAGAUAGUACAAGAAGUAAAAAAACAGGAGUGAAAAACUUUAAUCUUUUGUCUUUUGGAGAAGAAGCAGAAGAAGAUGAGGAAGAAUCUGUGACACUGAAUAAACAGUUGAGUGGUAAAAGCAAGUCAGCUCAUGACAAUUUAACUGAUCCAAAAUUAAGCACUCAAACAGCUGUUGAACCAGCUGGUCCUCCGAGUAAAAAAAAGAAAGAAGAUCGCAGUAGUGAUUGGGAAAGCGAUGACGAAGUAAAAACUACAGAAGAAUUAGAAACUAUAAAGAAGGAAAAAGAUGCAAUGAAGGAAAGAAUAAAAAGUAAAUUAAGAGAAUCAAAGAAAGACCCCAAAAAAGUCGAAACUUAUAAAGUAGACGAUGUUGAAGGUGACAAAGAUGAAGAAGAAUAUUACCUCGGAAAAGAUAGAGAUCUAGAACGCAAAAGAAAGGCGGAGGAAAUAAGAAAAGAAAUUCGAGACUUGAAACGCGAUGUUAAAAACGAGAAGAAAGCUAAAGAAGCCGAUAAAAAGAUCCAACAGGAACAAGAAGAAAAGAAGGAGAAGAAAACGGAAGUUAUGAAAAAAUAUAUCGAAACUCAAGAGAAGUAUAAGGAAGCAAAGUUAAAAAUGCCUAAAAAGGGUAAAAGCCGUGAAGAUUUCACAAUGGCUCUAUUAAAUAAAUUUAAAUCUAAGCUUCAGAACGCUAAGGAAGUUGUAAAAGAAAAAUCACCAGGAUCGCCAAAAGCGGAAGAUGGUAACGAAGAAGAUUUUGAUCCAGCUGAUGAAUCUUGGAUGGUACAUACAUUGCAAUGCGAAGAAAAAGUACCAAUUCUGGCUAAGGAUGCAAGUACAAAAGAUGAUGAUUGGUUUGAAAUUUAUGAUCCUCGAAAUCCACUUAACAAACGACGAAGAGGAGAAAAGUCAUCCAACUCAAGGGACGAUAGAAAUAGACGAAACGAUUCUCGUCAAGAGAGUACGCGUCCGCGAGACUGGGAGCCUCGUAGGUUGCAGUACAAGGUGCCACUGAGACUCUUACGAUUAUGUGUAUUGGGAAUGAUCCUUCCUUCUAUACUAGUAGCAGGACCGAUGUAUUUGCGAUAUCGUGUUUAUUCCGAACAACUCUAUCCUCUAAGUGUCUCUGAUCAGAGACUGAUCGACGCAAAAGUGUCCACCACUUGGUGCCAGCGACAAGUGAUCAAAGUAAACGCGACUUUUAACGCCUAUUUGAUGAACGACGAGCCAAAAGUGAAGAGUGAGGUGUUUCCUGUGUCUAUGACCAGACACUUGAUCCUGGAGGACGACAUGAAGGAAUAUUGGGGGUUUUAUCUUCUUCGUGGUAGCACGGUCACUGUUUCUACUUGUGUAAGAUGGCCUGGUGCAUCUCUGACGAUUAUUCGUGGACAUAAACAUCUUCACGAAUGUGCCUUCAUUGGGGAUGAUAGCAGCGAAGAGUUGGAAGAGCUACUGGAAAUUGCUAAAGAGAAUGGACUUCUUACUGUUAAUGGGACUGAUGAGCGCGAAAGUCCUAGCAACGAGCCAGAGAAGAUGAAGAGGGCUCACCAAGGGGUUCAAUUCCAUCACAAGGACCACGCUAAUCUCUUCAACAGCUCAAAACAUCUUACCAAUACCCUGAACCAUCAUUACAACAGUCAUGAAUUGGAUGCCAAAGCUAUGAGAGCGAUUCUCAGUGAAUUAUUCGCUAAAACUCUGGACACGAAGAAGAAGCAAAAGGAGAAUCCUCAUCAUCAUUACGAAGGUACCUUCGUAGAAGUCGACAAUAUUGAUAAACCACCUACUCAAUAUUCAUCAGAUUUAAAAGACCAAAAGACGAAAACGAAUAAUCAGAUGGAGAAUAAAUUGAUAGAAACUUUGGAGGAGGUUUUAAAAAAACAUGAAGCUUCUGAGAAAGUAGCUUUACCUAGUAUCGUGAAGAAUCAAGGAGAAAUAUUGGAGGUGCAUGGUAAACUUGAACAUGGAAGUGUUGAGAAGAAUCAGACAGUUAAAAAAAAGAUGAUUAAUGAACCACCAGAGCCUACAUCUGCAGAAGUGUUCCAGGAUGUUCUAAAUAAAAUUAAUUCUCUGGGUUUUCGUGGUAAGAAGAUUCUAAAGAAGUUGAUGGAUGAGAUCGAAGAGAAAGGUCCUGAAGGUGAAACAUUACGAAGAGUUGUGAAUGAAACGAUGAAUAAUAAAAAAUUGUCAGAUGCUGAGAAGCUUAGAAGACGAAGAGAUUUGAUUUUGUCCUCGCCUCUUAAUAAGGAGUUGAAUGAAGAUGAUGAAGACGACGAUGCUGCCAUUGAAGAGGAUAUGUUGCACCCAGAUGGAAUAGCCGAAGACAGAGGCACAGUGAACGAGACAACAUUAAACGACAGAAGUAAUUCGGAAUUCUGGAGCUCUUUCAGCAGUUCCGAAGAACGUCUUCUCGAUUGCAAAGGGUUGAUCCUAAAUUUACCCUUAACUCCCCAUCGGCAUUGUACUCCGAAACACGAAAAGGAACACUCAGCCGCUUCGUUUGCCAACACGGUUACGUACAGAGUACCCAUGAACGGAUACUAUUUCUUCGUCUUCAACUCUGAGAACGAGAUCCAACCCAACUAUCUGCGGGUACGUUUCGACUUGCUGAAAACAGUCUACAACAUCUCGAAUCCGGUUCACGCCUGUCAGAACAGUACAAGCGAGUGUUCUUUACCGUUCAGAAUUUUUAGUAACGAAAGAACUGUUUUGGAAUUGCCAUUGAGCGGCAAUGAUUCACAGUGGAACGAAGAAUACGUGGUGGUAUCAACGUGCGAGCCUAGAACAUCUGUUUACUUGCUCUGCAUUAUAUCGGUACCUUUACUCAUCCUCCUAUUUGCUUUUCACUGACAAUCGCUUUGAAUCAGUAUAAGAUGAACAACAGUAUUCAGAUCUCCAAGAUGGUGAACGAUGAUCACUUGUAAAUAUUACUUAGCUUCAAGGCGAACAAAGUGGAAGAACAAUGCGUUUGUCACGAUUACGAUUGCUCAACAGUAUUUGAAUUGGCAGAGGAAAAUAGUGAGGUUUUACUUGAUAAUGAAAAAUUGUAUUAUUAAUGAGUUAAAGAAAAAUUCACGUUUCAAAAAAAUAUUGAAACAUCUGAUAAUGACAGUCUAGGUUUAAGUGUACUAUGUGAUAUGUACUUUUGAAGGUAAUUAGUAUUUAGUCGCUUGUUUGAAAAUACGCUUGAUAGAUUUCUUUUUAUAAGUUGUUUGGGAUAUACUAAUAGAUUAGGAUCAAUUGAUACUCAUCUCUUACGUCAACGAAGAGUUAAAAGUUUUUCUUUUGCUAUCAAUUAAAAAUAUCUCCACUU
This is a messenger RNA of Osmia lignaria (orchard mason bee), 4117 nucleotides long. RefSeq names its product spliceosome-associated protein CWC27 homolog. The record is from RefSeq and is a predicted model, not a curated record. Gene Ontology annotation, cellular component: catalytic step 2 spliceosome. Gene Ontology annotation, molecular function: peptidyl-prolyl cis-trans isomerase activity. Gene Ontology annotation, biological process: protein folding; protein peptidyl-prolyl isomerization. Lineage: Eukaryota; Metazoa; Arthropoda; Insecta; Hymenoptera; Megachilidae.